Messenger RNA from Perognathus longimembris pacificus (Pacific pocket mouse), 3412 nucleotides. RefSeq names its product calumenin (gene Calu). Gene Ontology annotation, molecular function: calcium ion binding. NCBI's taxonomy places the organism in Eukaryota, Metazoa, Chordata, Mammalia, Rodentia, Heteromyidae. Gene Ontology annotation, cellular component: endoplasmic reticulum. The coding region runs from base 262 to 1209 and encodes 315 amino acids. The transcript is spliced from 7 exons. The record is from RefSeq and is a predicted model, not a curated record.
AGCUUGGCUGUGGAGAACCUUAGAAACUGGUAAAUAAUUCUUUGCUAAAGAAUGGAACGUGACCCAAGACAAAUGUGUAUUUUAUCUUGUUCAGUAGGUUUAAUUAAUUACUUAAAUGGUAGUAGUCCUUUACACUGAAGAAUUUAUGGAGCAGUUCAAAUGAGGGACCAGAUCUAAUUUAUAGAAAAGUACAUUGCUUCAGGAAAACCCAAAUAUCUUGAUUAAAUUCAGCUUCUCAAGAACAUUAACAAUUGGAUUAUCAUGGACCUAUGGCAGUUUCUUCUGUGUCUGUCCCUGUGCACAGCCUUUGCCUUGAGCAAGCCUACAGAAAAGAAAGACCGUGUACAUCAUGAGCCUCAACUUAGCGACAAAGUUCACGAUGAUGCUGAGAGUUUUGAUUAUGACCAUGAUGCUUUCUUGGGUGCUGAAGAAGCAAAGAGUUUUGAUCAGCUGACACCAGAGGAGAGCAAGGAAAGGCUUGGAAAGAUUGUAAGUAAAAUAGAUGACGACAAGGACGGGUUUGUCACUGUGGAUGAGCUCAAAGACUGGAUUAAAUUUGCACAAAAGCGCUGGAUUUACGAGGAUGUAGAGCGACAGUGGAAGGGGCAUGACCUCAAUGAGGACGGCCUCGUUUCCUGGGAGGAGUAUAAAAAUGCCACCUACGGCUACGUUUUAGAUGAUCCAGACUCUGAUGAUGGAUUUAACUAUAAACAGAUGAUGGUUAGAGAUGAGCGGAGAUUUAAGAUGGCAGACAAGGAUGGAGACCUCAUUGCCACAAAGGAGGAGUUCACAGCUUUUCUGCACCCUGAGGAGUAUGACUACAUGAAAGACAUAGUAGUGCAGGAAACAAUGGAAGAUAUAGAUAAGAAUGGUGAUGGUUUCAUUGAUCUUGAAGAGUAUAUUGGUGACAUGUACAGCCAUGAUGGAAAGGCUGAUGAGCCAGAAUGGGUGAAGACGGAGCGAGAGCAGUUUGUGGAGUUUCGAGAUAAGAACCGUGAUGGGAAGAUGGACAAGGAAGAAACCAAAGACUGGAUCCUCCCUUCAGAUUAUGACCAUGCUGAAGCAGAAGCCAGACACCUAGUCUAUGAAUCAGACCAAAACAAGGAUGGCAAGCUAACAAAGGAGGAGAUCGUCGACAAGUAUGAUUUAUUUGUGGGCAGCCAGGCCACAGAUUUCGGGGAAGCCUUAGUAAGACAUGAUGAGUUCUGAGCUGCAGACACGAGCUCCUAUUUCUUCAAAAGUAAUUUAUUUUUACAGCUUCUGGUUUCACAUGAAAUUGUUUGCGCUACUGAGACUGUUACUACAAACUUUUUGAGACAUGAAAAGGCAUAAUGAAAUAAUGAAAACCAUCCCGUCCCUAUUCCUCUUCCUCUCUGAGGGCCUGGAGGAAAUCAUGCUUCUGAGGAACAAGUCUAAUUAGUACACUUGUGUUUGUAGAUUUACACUUUGUAUAACGUAUAACAUGGUGUGUUUAUUUUUGUAUUGUCUCUAGUUGUGAGUAUGAUAUGAAGGAUCAAGAUCCUCAAACCACACUUCUAGGCCAACAUUAGCUCUUUACCCCUUAUAUAGUGUUGUUUUUUUUGUGUUUUUUUUUUAUAAUUCUCAUGUAACAAAUUUUUAAGCCUGAGAUCAAUAAGAAUGCUCAGUAGAGUAAAAAGGAAAAAUAGAUUCUCCCUGAUUUUUAUUUAGAGACAACACUUCAUUUUGCCUAUUGGAAAGUCUGGUGUUUCAGAAGUUGUAGAAGCCAUGUAUUCCCUUCAUUUCCUACAGGCCCCACAAUUAAGCCUGCCAUGAUGUGAGCAGUGACAGGUCCCUGUGCCAGCAAACACCCUGAAUCAACUUGACUUCAUUUUUUUGCCUCUUGUAGUACUAGCUGUUUGCUAAUUUUGUCAAGCACAGCUGUGGUGGGAUGAGUGUCUUGAAAAAUCAAUCAAACAGCUCUUUUCAGAGCUAUUUCCAGCUCUUUAGAGAACUGUUUCCAAUUAGAAACAGCUAGAAAACUAAAGGAAAAAUACAAGUGUACAGGGCAUACAUUUUUUUUCCUGGGUGUGUGCCUCUUGAAAUCACUGUAAAUACCUGAUCCGCUUCCUCUUCCCCUAGGAAUCUUGGCUUCACUAUGAUUAAAAUUCGAUCCAAUCAUGUCAUUUGAAGUGCCUUUAACAAGAGAAACAAUCACUAAGUGAGCAUUUGUUUAAACCUUAAAAAACUAGAGAUAUUUGGAUAACCUUAUAUGAAAGUUUAGAACCUCCCAAUGUAGUGGGGUCUUUUUUUUUUUUUCCUUUUUCUCUUUUGGACAAUAAUUAAAUAACAGUAUUAGUUGUAAGCUUGGUUGCAUUGUUCUUCUCUUGUGGGGCUGGUUUCUAAUAACCACAUGCUGCUGACUACCAGAGAUCCUCAUACCUCAAAGCAAGCCACUCACUGCCCAGGCUUCUCUGUGCCCUAGAGAGCUUGAGCUCAGACUUGAGGAUGGAAGGAUCUGCCGAGAGGGUUCUUUGGUUUCAGGACCACUUCUCACACUUUCUGCUUUUGACCCACCAUACCCCUUCUUUUCUUCUCCCCCUUCGCUUUACAAACAAAAUAAGAGGAGUUUCAUGGAUCAGCAAGUUGCUAAUCCUUAUCAAAACCACCCUCUGUUCUCAACUCCAUUUUACCCAUAUUUUAUAUAACACGAACUAUGUCCAUUUGGGUUCCUUUCUUACCAAUGGACUUCUUUUGAGAAGAAUUAUUGUAUUCUUAGCCCUCAGGUUACUAAGAUAAAUAUAUGUACAUAUAACCUUUAUUAUUUCCUAUAUCUCUUUGGAUAAUACAUUCAGGUGGUGCUGGGUGAUGAUUAUAUCUGAACCUAGGUGUAUACCCUUUGGUCUUCCAGAAUCCUAUUGAGGUGAGCUGCUUGGUGUGGGAAAGGGCCACGUGUUUUGUAACCUCACCAGGCCUUUGCAUUGAGCUCUUGAUAGCAAAUAAACUCUUGAACUUAACCUAAGUAUAGGGUAACUAACAUUCUCUGCCCUCCAGAUUUCCCCUCUGUAAAGAAGACCAGAGAUAAUUUUAUCAAUCUUAGCUUAGAGAGCAUUCAUCAGGUGCACAGAGCCCAGGCCUGAUGUGAGAAUCACCCACUUAGACAGCAAACUGUUCUGCUAUGCUAGCAGCUUUGGGAUUGGGCACUGAGCAUUGAGCGCUGUGCUGUUACCGCUGAGCUCCUUGAUGGGGGAUCUGGCGCCUUGGUUUUGAUUUACGUCAAGCCUGAGGCGAGUGAACAGUGGCUGCACAUCCUCAGUAUGUGUUCUGUGAGUGCUAACUCUCUGGAACUUGGAUAUUGGUUAUUUUUUUUAUGGAGUGUAAACCAAGUUUUAUAUUCUAUGAUGCAAACAGGUACCCAUCUGUUUCUAAAUAAAACUGUUUACAUUCAUUAGGA